Molecule: messenger RNA, 1077 nt
Organism: Penicillium atrosanguineum
Lineage: Eukaryota; Fungi; Ascomycota; Eurotiomycetes; Eurotiales; Aspergillaceae
Product: aldo/keto reductase
Exons: 3
Coding region: 1-1077 (358 amino acids)
Source: RefSeq, a predicted model, not a curated record
AUGAAAGGAAGGUAUGUUUCUAACGAGAUUUGCUAUAGGCUUGGAAAAUCCGGCCUCAAAGUCUCCAAGGUGAUUCUGGGAGCCAUGUCAUUCGGUACUGACGAAUGGAUGAUCUCCGAGGAAAAAGCACUACCAAUUAUCAAGCAUGCAUUCGACAACGGCUUGAACACAUGGGACACAGCCGAUGUCUAUUCCUUUGGCGAGUCCGAGCGUAUCAUCGCCAAGGCUCUGAAGAAAUACAACAUCCCCCGCGAGCGAGUCGUCAUCUUGUCGAAAUGCUAUGGCGGGCUUCCAAACCCAGGUGACCUGGAUGGACUGUCGGAUCAAGAGCAAUUGGCCUUGAUGGCUGUCAAUGAUGGGAUCAUGGUGAAUCGCAUUGGCCUGUCUCGGAAGCAUAUCUUCGAUGCUGUGGAUGCCAGCAUCGAAAGACUUGGCACGUAUUUGGAUGUUCUCCAGAUUCAUCGUCUUGAUCGUGAGACUCCUCGGGAGGAGAUCAUGCGGGCACUUAAUGAUCUCGUGGAAUCUGGUAAGGUGCGCUAUCUUGGCGCAAGCUCGAUGUUCGCUUGGGAAUUCCAGGCACUGAACAAUAUCGCCGAGAAGAAUGGGUGGCAUAAGUUUAUCAGCAUGCAGGACUACUAUUCUCUCUUGCACCGAGAGGAGGAGCGCGAAAUGCACCCGUAUUGCCACGACGUCGGUAUCGGCAUUAUCCCCUGGUCGCCUUUGGCGCGCGGUCUCCUCACACGGCCUUUCAAAGUAGAUAAAGCGCAGCAGACUGUGCGUGAAGUGAAUGAUGCCUACGCUCAGAUGCUGAUUGGCGCAACUACUGAGGUCGAUGUGGCUAUAAUCAACCGCGUGGAAGAGCUGGCGAAGAAGAAGAGUUGCAGUAUGGCUCAGAUCGGAAUAGUGUGGUGUCUGAAGAAGGGAGUCAAUCCUAUCGUUGGAUUGUCAAGUAUUGCGAGGGUUGAUGAGGCUGUACAGUCUGUGGCGCUGUUCAAGGAUGGGUUGCUGUCUGAUGAGGAUGUGAAGUAUCUGGAUGAGUUGUAUGUCCCGAAAGCUGCUCUCCAGCGCGCAUGGUAG